Lasiodiplodia theobromae is the source of this 378-nucleotide messenger RNA. RefSeq lists its product as uncharacterized. The record is from RefSeq and is a predicted model, not a curated record. The transcript has 2 exons. The coding region runs from base 1 to 378 and encodes 125 amino acids. Lineage: Eukaryota; Fungi; Ascomycota; Dothideomycetes; Botryosphaeriales; Botryosphaeriaceae.
AUGGCGUCCCCGUCUCCUUCAGAGUUCCUGACUUUCUACCGCCGCCUUACGACGCACCCAGCGUUGCGCCGCGGCGUCGUUGCUAGCGUCAACCAAACAAGCCGGCCGCUCAGCACCUCGAUUCCGCGCUACGGCUACGGCAAGCCCGAGAACAAGGCCUUCCCGGACGAGCAGCACACGACCCAAAAGACUGACAGGGCCGACGUUCAGAAUGACAGCUCGCACGCAGGGAAGGAAGCCCACGCCUCUGGCACUGGCGGCAUCGCCUCUAGUCGUAGAGACGACCGUGCGAAUACUGCUCGCGCGAAGAAGGAGUUUCCUGAAGCACCCGACGUCAUCAUCGGCAUGCAGGAUGAACGCGGUGCGAAAGGUCACUGA